This is a messenger RNA of Solanum dulcamara, 1160 nucleotides long. RefSeq names its product 18S rRNA (guanine-N(7))-methyltransferase RID2. The record is from RefSeq and is a predicted model, not a curated record. Lineage: Eukaryota; Viridiplantae; Streptophyta; Magnoliopsida; Solanales; Solanaceae. Gene Ontology annotation, cellular component: nucleolus. Bases 86 to 958 code for a protein of 290 amino acids. Gene Ontology annotation, biological process: rRNA (guanine-N7)-methylation. Gene Ontology annotation, molecular function: rRNA (guanine) methyltransferase activity. The transcript is spliced from 9 exons.
UUUAAGAGAGAGAGAGAGAGAGAAAUUUUAGGCCUUCCUUCUUCGAAAAAAGGGAAGACAAAUUAGCUAGCCGGAGCUCAGAAAAAUGUCGAGACCAGAACUGCUAGCACCGCCGGAAAUUUUCUACAACGACGAUGAAGCUCGAAAAUAUACCUCUUCCUCUCGAAUUAUCGACAUACAGACACAACUUUCCGAAAGAGCAUUGGAGCUUCUUGCUUUGCCAGAUGAUGGCGUCCCAAGAUUACUUCUUGAUAUUGGUUGCGGAUCAGGUCUAAGUGGGGAGACACUCACUGAGCAUGGACACCAGUGGCUUGGUUUGGAUAUAUCAGAAUCAAUGCUUGAUAUUGCAUUGGAGCGUGAGGUUGAGGGUGAUCUGAUGCUAGGUGACAUGGGUCAGGGCUUAGGGCUUCGACCUGGUAUUCUGGAUGGUGCCAUCAGUAUCUCAGCGGUGCAGUGGUUGUGCAAUGCUGACAAAUCUUGUCAUGAACCUCGGAUAAGAUUGAAGGCUUUCUUUAGUUCCUUGUAUAGAUGUUUGGGAAGGGGAGCAAGAGCAGUACUCCAGAUCUAUCCUGAAAAUCUUGCUCAGAGAGAGCUGAUUCUGGGUUUUGCCAUGCGAGCUGGAUUUUCUGGAGGCAUAGUUGUUGACUACCCACACAGUUCUAAAAGGAGGAAGGAAUACUUAGUUCUCACUUGUGGUCCUGCAUCUCUCAGCACCACUACUCCCGAAGGAAAGGGUGAAGAUGGAGAGAGUUGUUCUGAUGAAGACAGUAGCGAGGAUGAAGAAAACCAGACAGUUUGCAUAUCUGACAGGCGCAGACCUAGAAAAAAGCAAAAGGUGAACAAGAAAGGCAAAGGGAGGGACUGGGUUCUGAGGAAGAAAGAACAGAUGAGGAAAAAGGGGAAUGCAGUUCCUGCAGAUAGCAAAUACACAGCACGUAAAAGAAAAGAUCGGUUUUGAUCCAUUAGUAAGAUAUAUUCGAGUUGAUUUAUAUGUUUUGAACAGAACUUCAGCUCAAGGAGCUAAAAUUAUUGCUUAUUGACCGAAAUGAGAAGCAAAAAUAUUCUGAUAAAGACGUUCCUCAGAUUGUUUAAAGAUUCUGGGACAGUUUUGUGAGACUUGAAUAUAAAAAUUUUCAGCUGAAUUCAAGAGUAAACAAGAA